Neohortaea acidophila is the source of this 1749-nucleotide messenger RNA. RefSeq lists its product as uncharacterized. Lineage: Eukaryota; Fungi; Ascomycota; Dothideomycetes; Mycosphaerellales; Teratosphaeriaceae. Bases 1 to 1749 code for a protein of 582 amino acids. The transcript is spliced from 2 exons. The record is from RefSeq and is a predicted model, not a curated record.
AUGUCGUCCGCGCUCAAACGCCUCUCCGCCCUCGCCUCGCAACUCGCCAAUUCGGCCAUCGGCAACGACCACUUCCACCGCCACAACAUCCACCAGCUCUCGCCCACCUACUGGCUCCCCCGCGCCGCCGCCAUCGAGCCCGACGCCAUCUGCCUCUAUCACACCUCCGCCAAUGGCAAAAUCGUCAAAUACACCUACGCCGAGACGGCGCGACGCGCAGCCGGGCUGGCGUACUACCUCAAGAAGAAAGGGCUGAAGCGCGUGGGCAUCCUCGCGCCCAAUACGCCUGCUUUCCUCGAGGCCAUCUUCGGCAUUGGCGGCGCGGGGGUGGUCAACGUGGCGAUCAAUUACCGCCUCAAGCCGGAGGACAUCGAGUAUAUCUUUGACCACGCCGAGGUGGAUAGCAUUAUUGUGGAUGCGGAGUAUGAGCAUUUGCUCAAGAGCUUCCGCAAGUCCCAUCCCAAGGUGCAGAUUAUCGUCGACACGGAUACGGAGCAGGACUCCGGACCAUACGAUCAUGUGGUGCUGGAGGGGCUCAAGUACGAUGAGGAGCACGGUGGCUUGGGAUGGGUAGGGCUGGAGAACGAGGCGCCGGAUGAAGAGGCCAUGAAUGCCCUGAGCUACACUUCCGGCACCACAUCUCGGCCAAAGGGCGUGGAGUAUACGCAUCGAUCGUCUUACUUGGCCGCGCUGGCGAAUAUCAUCGAGAGCAAUCUCAAUGUGCCCGUCAAGGGUGCGGAUCGCUGCCAUUAUCUUUGGACGCUGCCCAUGUUCCAUGCCAUGGGCUGGACGUUCCCGUGGGCCGUGACGGCGGUGCGAGGCACGCACUACACCAUUCGCAAGGUCGAUUACCCGGAGAUUUGGCGAUUGUUGAAGAACGAGAAGAUUAGCCAUUUCAAUGCUGCGCCGACGGUCAAUACACUGCUGUGCGCGGAUCCCAAUGCGGAGCGACUGCCUGAUGCCGUCCGAGUGACCGUGGCCGCUUCCCCACCAACCGCCCACCUCUUCGAAACAAUGGAAAAGCUGAACCUCAACCCCGUGCACGUGUACGGCUUGACGGAGACCUACGGCCCCAUCACCAAAGGCUACUUCCUGCCCGCAUGGCGCGACCUGGACAGCAAAGAAAUGUACGCGCGCAUGGCGCGCCAGGGCCACAGCCACGUGACCAACUACGUGACGCGCGUGAUCAAGACGAAGGAAGACGACGCGGGCAACAAGGACCAGUACCAGGACGAGAUCAUCGACGUGGAGAAGAACGGCAAGGAGAUUGGCGAGAUCAUCUUCCUCGGCAACAUUUGCGCCAAGGGGUACUACAAGGACCCCGUGGCGACGCGCAAGCUGUUCGCGGGCAAUGUGCUGCACACGGGCGAUUUGGCCGUGUGGGAUCCCGACGGAGCGAUUCGCAUUCUCGAUCGCGCGAAGGAUAUCAUCAUCUCUGGGGGCGAGAAUAUUAGCUCCCUGGCCGUCGAGUCGAUGCUCGUCACCCAUCCGGAUAUUCUGGAGGCGGCGGUGGUGGCCGUCAAGGACGAAAAGUGGGGCGAAUGUCCCAAGGCGUACAUUACGGUCAAGUCGGGCAAGCAGAUCAAGGGGGAUGCGGUGAUUGAUUGGGCGAAGAACAAGAGUACUAUCUCUCGCUUCAUGGUGCCGAGGGAGGUGGAGGUGUUGGACGAGUUGCCCAAGACGAGCACGGGCAAGUUGAGGAAGAAUGUGCUGCGGGAGUGGGCGAAGGGGAACAAGGACUUCAACUGA